AUGAAAAAACGCGGCCAGGAAAUUCAAAACGAUGAAGAAAACACGAAAGAUAAACGACGCAAGAUUAGUAAAAACUCAGACCAUAUCUCUACAUAUAAACCUGGCUCUUCAAUAUUUGAUUUGGUGAAGUCUGGUGAUGUGGAAAUGAUAACGAGUGCACUUCGGAUAGACCCUAAUAGGAUUCGGUCACACGAUGAUAUGGGAAAAACAGCGCUUCAUUUUGCUGCUUCUAUUGGAAACGUUGCGAUCUGUCAAGCACUUAUUGACAACGAAGCCGAUGUUGAUGCUCGCACCCAUGAUAUGCUCACUCCACUUCACAUGAUUUGUUCGGCACAACCAGUUGUUCCACUCGAUAAUGCAAAAGCAAUAGUUCGCAUGCUACUUGAUAAGGGAGCCAAUUUUUCACUUUCUACACCGAACGAUGAAUCGACCAUAAACGUUGCAUUGAACGCCGAAAAUGAAGAUCUAGCCGUGUUUUUAUUAGGAUUCGUAAGCGAAGACGUCAUUUUCCAUCGAGAUAAUCGCGGGGAAACUUGUGCACAUUUGGCUGCCCAAUUAGGGAAUACGUUGUUUAUCAAAGAAGUUUCUCGACGAGAACCAAGAUUAUUUCUUCUUGAAAGUGAUCGAGGAACAGCAUUACAUGUUGCUAUUACCUUAGUGAAUAUCCAAAUAGCCAUAAUAAUCAUGGAUACAAUACGAGCUCGUUAUGGAGUUCUCGAACUUCGAACUCAAAUCAAUAAACGAAGGGAAUACGAUGAUUUGUCGCCAACGGCUCUCGCAUUCAUCAAAGAAUCAUUGGUGUUAGCUGAGAAAUGCAUCGAAUAUGGUGGCAUCAUCGAUAAGCCUUUCAAUUCGGCCAUUUGGAAUCGACCAUCUUACUGCUACGAGAUCUGUUUUGAGAAGAAAAAUGUGGAGCUGUUCAAAUUGGUCUUGAACUGUUUUGGAGACGAACCCUUGCCUGGAAAAUACGACCCAGAUUCGAACGCUUGGAUUCUCUGUGUUGAAUAUGGAGCUGAUAACUGUCUGAUUGAAUUGGAUAAAAGACAGAAACGUCCCAAAAAUGGUUUCGAAUCCGUGGACUGGAAUCAUCAUCGAUAUACACUUCCCUGGUGUUGGGCUCAAAGAAGGUUUUUCUCCGAUUUGCAGCUACAAGGUGUGUCAUUGCUGCAAAAGUUUAUGCGAGAAAAUAUUCCACGCACUCCUGUUGCUUUAUCUCCAAUUCAAUAUCAAAAUUUUCCUUUUAUGCUCGAUGCCAUUCUGAGAGGAGAGAGCUUGGAAACUAUCCAGAAACAGCUUCGGGAAGAAUUUUUAUUCUCAGGUCCAUUUCUCGAUUGGGACGUGGUAAAACAGUCAUUUGCAAGACACUUAGAAAAGUGGCCUUUUGACGAACAAACGCAAUUUGAAAGAUAUAAAAUUUCACUUUUCGAUCACAUGGCUCAAUCGGAAGCAGACAGUUUUGGGGCAGCACGCGAGAUGAUGAAAUUGGGCUUGCAGUUGGAGAUCAGAAAAUGCCCAUGUAAGGAUUGUGAGUGUUUAUCACCGCAAUACGCCUGCCUCGAUCCGAAUCGUCCCGAGAUUUCAUUGGCGCUAAAUGCGGCUGACUACUUUUUGCGGAUUCCAAUGUGCCAUCGAAUGCGUUAUCUUUUUAAGCAACAAAAAGAUCUGAACGAAAUCUCAUCAGUGGCGACUCUUGAAGCUCAUGCACGAUAUGCUCUACGAAAAACCAAAAAACCUAUUUAUCUUGGUACAAAAACUGUUCUCCGC
Mesorhabditis belari is the source of this 1764-nucleotide messenger RNA. The record is from the annotation of a GenBank genome assembly. Lineage: Eukaryota; Metazoa; Nematoda; Chromadorea; Rhabditida; Rhabditidae.